Molecule: messenger RNA, 2163 nt
Organism: Corapipo altera (White-ruffed manakin)
Lineage: Eukaryota; Metazoa; Chordata; Aves; Passeriformes; Pipridae
Gene: ASIC3
Product: acid sensing ion channel subunit 3
Exons: 10
Coding region: 401-2080 (559 amino acids)
Biological process (GO): sodium ion transmembrane transport
Cellular component (GO): membrane
Source: RefSeq, a predicted model, not a curated record
GGGGCCGGGCUGGGGCUGGAACCGGGACCGGGGCUGGGGCUGAGAUCGGGGCUGCGCCGGGGCGGGAGCAGAGCCGGGGCUGGGACCGGAUCCGGGACCGGGAUCAGGAUCGGGACUGGCACUGGAACCAGGACCGGAUCCGAGACCGGAGCUGGAACCGGGACCUGGGCUGGGGUUGGGGCUGGGACCGGGACCGGGACCGCGGCCCCGCGGCACCGGUCGGGCAGCGCUGGCACCGGCAGCGCGGGGGAGCGGAGCGGCCGGUCCUGCCCUGCCAUCCCCUGCCUUCCUCUGCCCUGCCCACCCUCCUCCUCCGUGCCCUCCCCGCCGGCAGCGCCCUGAGCCCGGCGCGGCGAUGGGCUGAGAGUGCCGGGCACGGCGGGGGCCCGGCGGCGGCAGGAUGAGGGGGGGCUCGGAGGGCAGCGGGGAGGGCGAGGGGCUCUCGAGCCUGCGGGCCUUCGCCCACAGCUCCUCGCUGCACGGCAUCAGCCACGUCUUCGCCUACGGGGCCGUGUCCCUGCGCCGCGUGCUCUGGGGCGGCUUCUUCCUGGGCUCGCUGGGGCUGCUGCUGCUCGUGUGCGCCGAGCGCGUCGCCUACUUCCUCACCUACCCCCACGUCACCAAGCUGGACGAGGUGGCCGCCCGCAACCUCACCUUCCCGGCCAUCACCAUCUGCAACCUCAACGAGUUCCGCUUCUCCAAAAUCACCCGCAACGACAUGUACCACGUGGGCGAGCUGCUGGCGCUGCUCAACGAGCGCUACGAGAUCAGCAACCCGCAGCUGGCCGAGCCCCACGUCCUGGCUGCCCUGAGGGACAAGGCCAACUUCAAGAACUUCAAGGCGAAACCCUUCAGCAUGGCCGAGUUCUACAACCGCACGGGCCACGACCUGGCCGAGAUGCUGCUGCAGUGCACCUUCCGCGGCACCGGCUGCACCGCCCGCAACUUCACCGUGAUCUUCACUCGCCUGGGGAAGUGCUACACGUUCAACCCGGGGGGGCCGGGGCGCGAGGUCCUGACCACGCUGCAGGGGGGCUCCGGCAACGGCCUCGAGCUCAUGCUCAACGUGCAGCAGGAGGAAUAUCUGCCUGUCUGGGGGGACACAGACGAGACGUCGUUCGAGGUGGGGGUGAAGGUGCAGAUCCACAGCCAGGAGGAGCCGCCCUUCAUCGACCAGCUGGGCUUUGGCGUCGCCCCCGGCUUCCAGACCUUCGUCUCCUGCCAGCAGCAGCGGCUCGUGUACCUGCCCCCCCCGUGGGGGGACUGCAAGGCCACCCCCAUCGAGUCCGACUUCUUCACCAACUACAGCCUGACCGCGUGCCGCCUGGACUGCGAGACGCGCUACCUGGCCGAGAACUGCAACUGCCGCAUGGUGCACAUGCCGGGCAACGCCAACGUCUGCACCCCGGAGCAGUACAAGGAGUGUGCUGACCCCGCGCUGGACUUCCUGGUGACGAAGGACAGCGAGUACUGCGCGUGCCGCACGCCCUGCGCCAUGGUGCGCUACGGCAAAGAGCUCUCCAUGGUGAAGAUCCCCAGCAAGGCCUCGGCCAAGUACCUGGCCAAGAAAUUCAACAAGACAGAGCAGUACAUCGCGGACAACGUGCUGGUCCUGGACAUCUUCUUCGAGGCUCUGAACUACGAGAUGAUCGAGCAGAAGAAGGCGUACGAGGUGGCAGGGCUGCUGGGUGACAUCGGGGGGCAGAUGGGGCUCUUCAUCGGCGCCAGCCUCCUCACCAUCCUGGAGAUCUUCGAUUACCUGUACGAGGUGUUCCGGGACAAACUCCUCAGCCUGUACAAGGAGAAGAAGCGGAGCCCCCGGAGCGACAGCGGCACCCUGAGUGCCCGGACCCCCCUGCGUGGCCCCGCGCCCCGUCUCGGCGUCGCCCCGAACCUGCUACCUCGUCACCCGGCUCUAGGCCCCCCCCGGGACCCGCCGUGGAGCCCAGCCCGCCCCCCCGCCGGCCGGGGGGCUGGGGGGGCACCCCCGGGCCACGGGGCAGCCUCCUGGUCCCCCCCACCCCCUGAGGGGGUGUCGGGGGGCUGGGGGCAAGGGGCCCCCCCAGCCCCGCUCCCGUGACCCUGCAUGCGCUGCCUGUGCCCCCCCUGCGCUGGACAUGCAACCCCCCCCCUGCAGCCCCCCCAAAUAAAGAGGUGCCCCAG